AUGGCUUCCCACAAAUCACGGCGACAGAAUAAUCACCACUACUCCAAUAAUCACACCGACUAUGAAUCCGAUACGGUCUACGUCUCCGACAUGCAGAAUCAAUUACCACCGCUUCGCUCUAACGAGGAGCUGAACCUCUUGGUUCUGCAGCGUCAUAACCCUUCUAUCGCCUCGAUCCUCUCUCUGGCCCCUUACUCAGUCGUCUAUAUCUUUAGUCCCACCACGCGGGGGUGGGAAAAGAUGAAAGUAGAGGGCACUAUGUUCGUCUGCCAGCUGACCCCGGGUAGCCUGGGUGAAGAUCGAUACUCCGUAUUUGUGUUGAACCGAUCAGGCCUUCAGAAUUUUGAACUUCCUCUUACAGAAAGUGAGAAUGUCGAAUUGACAGAGACCUACGUGAUCCUUAAAGCGGACGAAGCCACCGAAGGCGAGAGGGGUACCAACGGAAUCGCAGGCGGCGGCCAGAACGGUAACUCCACGGACGUGCGCAUUUACGGUAUUUGGAUAUACCAAGAACCUCCGCCUAAUUCGACUGCCGAUGCUCGCACUAUAAACGCCGACCUGAUUCGCCAGUGCGCCGCCCACGCUGGACAGAGCUUGAAGAUGGCGCGCCAGCGUCUCGAGGAGACGCGUCAAAAUGGCAUGCACGUUGCUGCCGCGGCAGCAGAGAUGCAAAAACCACCUGUGGAAGAAGCACAAGCCAGCACGGCCAUGGGCCGUCAGAUGUCCCUGAAGGACUUAUUCGGGCAGCAGCGAGCAGAGGACGAUGGAUGGAGCGUCCGCGCACACCAUGUCAGUCCUGAGCAACAUCAGCAACAACUGUAUCAGAACAUGAACCCUUUGGUACAUCCUCAACAUAACCAGCAGCCACCUGCGCAGCCACAAGGUCAGGCGGAUGUCCUGGGCGAUUUGUUUCGAAGAGCCGGGAUCGCAUACCAGGGAGGACAGGGGAAUCGAGUGUGA
Penicillium maclennaniae is the source of this 960-nucleotide messenger RNA. Its product is annotated as Dcp1 family protein. Gene Ontology annotation, biological process: deadenylation-independent decapping of nuclear-transcribed mRNA; positive regulation of catalytic activity; deadenylation-dependent decapping of nuclear-transcribed mRNA. The transcript has a single exon. Bases 1 to 960 code for a protein of 319 amino acids. Gene Ontology annotation, molecular function: enzyme activator activity; mRNA binding. The record is from RefSeq and is a predicted model, not a curated record. Lineage: Eukaryota; Fungi; Ascomycota; Eurotiomycetes; Eurotiales; Aspergillaceae. Gene Ontology annotation, cellular component: P-body.